CCCCAGCUGCCCUGGUCAGUAGCACCCUCAGGCACACUACAGAAGCUCCCUGUGUCUAUGGGGCCUUCUCAGCUUGUCCAUGCCCCUAGGCCCCGGGGCUUAAGUUCCCCCUACCGCAGGCCAGGGAUGGGCUGGCCUCGGCCUCGAUUUCCCAAGAUGUUCAAGUGUAGCCGCAGAAGGUAUCGGCAGAAACCCCGAGGCCCAACUCCCACCACUGCAGCCACCAAUUUUGCCACCAUGGCCACAGGUAUCAACAACACUCACACCGUCACCACCACCAGUGUGUGGAUCCUUCCACCGCAAGUUCUCAGACACCUCUGUCAACCUGGCAGCUUUCUGAUCUUCUAGAAAUGUCCAGAAACUAGUCCAGAAGCUUGGCUGGCUCCGGACCUGCAUCUCCUAGGGGCCCUGGGUGGUUAACAGCAGAUCAAUACAAUCAUUUCUGCUCCAAC
Hyaena hyaena (striped hyena) is the source of this 452-nucleotide messenger RNA. It is a transcript of the gene P3R3URF, whose product is annotated as PIK3R3 upstream reading frame. The coding region runs from base 58 to 348 and encodes 96 amino acids. The transcript is spliced from 2 exons. Lineage: Eukaryota; Metazoa; Chordata; Mammalia; Carnivora; Hyaenidae. The record is from RefSeq and is a predicted model, not a curated record.